CAAAACUUUCACAUUCUUCACAAUUUAACAACUUCAAACAUCAACCAAAAAACCCAAAUCUGUCCAAGCUCAAAAAAUCAGUUGGCACCAAGAACUCAGAAACAAUGGCUUCAGUCACCAUGACAUACUCCUUCCUUGGUGGUGCGUGCUUGGCCGACCGCUCUCCCGCGGCAGCCGCCAGGCGGAGGCUGGUGGUGGUCAACUCGGCCAGGGCGGCAGCCGCCGAGGGGGAGAAGGUGAAGCUGAACUAUGAUGCCAAGAAGGAGGCCAACAAUGGGAGGAGGGAGCUGGUGUUUGCUGCUGCAGCUGCUGCUGUUUGCUCUGUUGCAGGUAUUGCCAUGGCGGGUGAGCCAAAACCCGGGACACCGGAGGCCAAGAAGAUCUAUGCUCCGAUCUGUGUCACCAUGCCGACAGCAAAGAUCUGCCACAAGUGAGGAUCAUGUGUUUGUUUGUGGUUUUUCUUGAUUGGUUGGAGUUGAACGUCCUAUUGUAGUAUGUACUUGGAACCUUGAAUUGUGAAGACCUUGUUUCAUCUAUUUUUCUAGCUUCUUUAUCA
Vitis riparia (riverbank grape) is the source of this 556-nucleotide messenger RNA. RefSeq names its product photosystem II 5 kDa protein, chloroplastic-like. Lineage: Eukaryota; Viridiplantae; Streptophyta; Magnoliopsida; Vitales; Vitaceae. The record is from RefSeq and is a predicted model, not a curated record. The transcript has a single exon. Bases 105 to 434 code for a protein of 109 amino acids.